This is a messenger RNA of Beta vulgaris subsp. vulgaris (sugar beet), 3055 nucleotides long. Its product is annotated as probable xyloglucan glycosyltransferase 9. The record is from RefSeq and is a predicted model, not a curated record. Gene Ontology annotation, cellular component: Golgi apparatus. The transcript has 5 exons. Bases 382 to 2457 code for a protein of 691 amino acids. Lineage: Eukaryota; Viridiplantae; Streptophyta; Magnoliopsida; Caryophyllales; Amaranthaceae. Gene Ontology annotation, molecular function: glycosyltransferase activity.
GACGUGUUGAGCUGUCUGUUACUACCAUACCACCAUACCUUCCUAAUUCCUAUCUAUCACUUUCCAUUGCCGCUCUCUCUCUCUCUUCAUCUUCUUCUUCUUUCACUCUUUUUCUCUCUCCUCUUUUUCUUAUAUAUUUUCUCAUCUUUACUUUCUCUCUCUCUUCAUAUUUCUCAUCUUUGUUUUUUUCUUCUUCAAAAACCUUAAAUCUCAACAAUGGCGUUUCUUUUUUAGCCAGAUUUUAUCACAUUAUUGAUUCUCAAUCAAAUUUAAGGUUUUUAGAAGCUGGGUUUUUUCUUUUUUAGCCAGAUUUUACAACAUUAUUGAUUAACAAGUUAGUUGUUUUAAACAUAGGAGAGAGAAAAAUUUGAAAAAAAAAAAAUGGCACCGUGGUGGGAGAAGCACCACAGAGGAACACCAGUGGUGAUAAAAAUGGAGAACCCUAAUUGGUCGAUCUCCGAGAUCGAAAACCCAUCAUCAGACGACGACGUUUUCAUCCCCACCAAAAAAAACAAGAAAUUCAGAGGCAAAAACGCCAAGCAGCUCACGUGGGUCCUACUCCUCAAAGCCCACCGGGCCGCCGGCUGUCUCUCCUCCCUCGCAUCCGCCGUCCGUCGCCGGGUCAAGUCGGGCCGAACGGACUCCUCCGACCCGGCCCGAACCCGACUGCACGCGUUCAUACGGGUCUUCCUCGCCAUCUCCGUCGUCCUCCUCUGCUUCGAGGUUGCCGCCUACUCUAAAGGGUGGCAUUUCAAGGACACGACGUCGUUUUAUCUAGACCGCAUUUUGACGUCAGCAACAACACGGGUCGGGUCGGUUGGGUCGGUCGGGUUUAAGGGUUUGUUCGGGUGGGCUUACGACAAGUGGGUUUUGGUUCGGGUCGGGUAUCUGGCCCGACCUCUACAGUGGCUUGCGAAUAUCUGCAUUGUGUUGUUUCUAAUACAGUCUUUGGAUAGACUUAUUCUUUGUUUAGGUUGUUUUUGGAUCCGUUUAAGGAAGAUUAAACCCAUCAUAAAUGUGGGUCAAAUAUCCGAUCUUGAAUCCGGAGAUGGUGAAGAUGGGUAUUUUCCCAUGGUUCUUGUUCAGAUACCCAUGUGUAAUGAAAAAGAGGUUUAUCAGCAAUCAAUUGGUGCAGUGUGUAAGUUGGACUGGCCCGAAUCGAGGUUGUUGAUACAAGUACUUGAUGAUUCGGAUGAUCCGAUGACCCAAAUGUUGAUAAAGGAGGAGGUUCAUAAGUGGCAAGGAGAGGGUGCAAAUAUUGUGUACCGGCAUCGGGUUAUUCGAGACGGGUAUAAGGCGGGUAAUCUUAAGUCUGCUAUGAAUUGCAGCUAUGUUAAGGACUAUGAAUUUGUUGCCAUUUUUGAUGCUGACUUUCAGCCUGCUCCGGAUUUUCUUAAACGAACUGUCAUCCAUUUCAAGGGUAAUGAAGAGGUGGGGUUAGUGCAAGCGAGGUGGUCAUUUGUGAACCAGGAUGAGAACUUACUGACUAGACUGCAAAAUAUAAACUUGGCAUUCCACUUUGAGGUGGAGCAACAGGUGAAUGGGAUCUUUAUCAACUUCUUCGGCUUCAAUGGGACUGCGGGUGUAUGGAGAAUUAAGGCGCUUGAAGAUUCGGGUGGGUGGUUAGAGAGGACCACUGUUGAGGACAUGGACAUUGCGGUCCGUGCUCAUCUUAAAGGAUGGAAAUUUAUCUACCUUAAUGAUGUUGAGUGUCAAUGUGAGUUACCGGAAUCCUAUGAAGCUUAUAGAAAGCAACAACAUAGAUGGCACUCAGGGCCUAUGCAGCUAUUUCGUCUUUGUUUGCCUGACAUUAUCAAAUCAAAGAUAUGCUUUUGGAAGAAGGCAAAUAUGAUAUUCCUCUUUUUCCUCUUGAGGAAGUUGAUUUUGCCCUUCUACUCUUUCACUCUCUUUUGUAUAAUCCUUCCAAUGACCAUGUUUAUCCCUGAGGCAGAGCUCCCUGCCUGGGUUGUCUGCUACAUUCCGGCCACCAUGUCCUUUCUGAACAUCCUUCCUGCCCCGAAAUCCUUCCCAUUUAUUGUCCCAUACCUUCUAUUUGAGAAUACAAUGUCGGUCACAAAGUUCAAUGCUAUGAUCUCUGGUUUAUUCCAAUUGGGUAGUGCAUACGAGUGGGUUGUCACAAAGAAAUCUGGCCGUGCAUCAGAAAGUGAUCUUGUCUCUUUAGGUGAGAAAGAGCUGGUCCCUGGAAAAGGCUCUUCAGAUACUACCCUUGCACAAAUGAAGGAGGAACUACUAAAGCAAGAGCAGAAUGGUUCUAGGAAGAAGAAGAAGAAGCACAAUAGGAUUUACAUGAAGGAAUUGUCCCUUGCAUGCCUUCUCUUGACUGCUGCAGCUAGGAGUCUUCUCUCAGCUCAGGGCAUCCACUUCUACUUCUUACUCUUUCAAGGAGUUUCUUUCUUGCUGGUUGGUCUUGAUUUGAUUGGUGAACAGGUUGAUUAGUCGAGGGGGGAGGGGGGAUAUACUUAGGACUUUGUAGGCGAUACAAUGAACAGUAUUAGUGCUACAUAAAUCAUUCGGGGCAGAAGUGACGUUACAGGUACAAAAUCACUAAGCCCGGACAGAGAGAGACAAGCAUAUAGCAGGUCGUGGUUGUUGGAGAACCAAGAGGGAUGAGAGUGAGGCUUUUAUUUCCACCCGCCCUCAGGUUUCCGUAAGCCCCCUUGGUGCAAGAAGGUUAAUGCUUGUCCUACAUCAGGUAUGCAGGAGUUUUGAUGAUGAUGCAUGAAACCGAUUUGAAACAGAGAUGCUAUAGUGCCCUUUCAUAUGUAAGGAAAUAUGCCCAUUUUUUCAUUUUCUUCCUUCUGUAAUUUAUUGCCUUUAUUCCUUUUUGUUCUUUGGAGAUCUAUUCUUUUGUAAGAAAAUUUGUUGCUUUAGUUCACAUGAAUGCACACUAUUCCAGUUGCGAAGGUGCAACUGUUCAAAAUUCGUCCUACCAUCAGACAUCAGUAGUAUUAUGUCUUUCUGAUAGAUGUGAGCAUUAUGCUAUGCUCGAUAUGUAGUUUUUAGCAUGAAAUGAAUCUCGAUCUAUUGUUUAUUA